AUGGACCAGUACAGACCAGUACAGCAGCCCAACUGGGAUGAUGGCAUUGACGUGGCCUUCAGCCAUACCAGUAUGGACCAUAUGAACCAGCAGAAAGCAGUACAGCAUCUUGCCCAGGAUCUCUUCACCUGUGUGGCCUUGCCUCCUCCCAGUAUGGACCAGUAUGAACCAGUAUGGGAUCCUGUUACCCUCAUGGCCUUGCUUUCUCCCAGUAUGGACCAUAUGGACCAGUAUGAACCAGUAUGGGAUGCUAUUAGCCACGUGGCCUUGCCUCCUCCCAGUAGGGACCAGUAUGAACCAGUAUGGGGUCCUCUUACCCUCAUGGCCUUGCCUCCUCCCAGUAUGGACCAGUAUGAACCAGUAUGGGAUCCCAUUACCCUCAUGGCCUUGCCUCCUCCCAGUAUGGACCAGCGCUGGGCGGCACUGGUCCGUACUGGUCCGUACUGGUGUGGCGGCAGGCGCUGGGGGCGGCCGAGCCGGGGUCCCCGUGGGCCAAACGCGGCUGCGGCGUCGUUGUGCCUCGUGCGGGACGGCGAGAGGAGAUGUCACUGCCUGCGCCUCUACGGACUGGGGGCGGGGCGGCUGCUGUGGGAGCAGGAGCUGCGGGGGGGAAUGGGCUACGGCGCCAGGACCCCCUUCUUCCACACCUUCACCUCCGACUCGGGCCCCGCGGGGCUGAACUUCGCCGACGAGGGGGAGGCGGCGGCCUUCGAGGCACAGGUGCAGGAGAGGCACGAGAAGCGGCAGCUCCUGCCCCCGCCGCCCCACAGUGAAGUCCCCCCACUGCUGGCUGUGCCCAUCGCCAACCCUGACAUCACGGCCUCACAGUACGCGGUGCUGCCCAGCCCCACAGCAGGCCCCACGGCGCGCCCCAUGGCAAGCGAGCAGAAGAAGGGGCGCAAGAAGAUCUCCAAGGCUGACAUCGGGGCUCCCUCCAGUUUCAAGCACGUUGGUCACAUCGGCUGGGACCCACACAGCGGCUUCAACAUGCGCCUCUUCCUCCUCCUCCUCCCUCUGGGCUUCCCUGUACCCGCUCAGGGCCACCCCCGCUGCCCCCACCGCCCCCCCGACUCCCUCGGCCCCACAUCGAUGGGGCAGGGCCCCCCCCGCCACCUCCUCUGCCCCACAUCGAUGGGGCAGGGCCUCCCCCACCACCCCCAUCAUCACGGGGGGCUCUGCUGGAGCAGAUCCGACAGGGGGUGA
Cuculus canorus (common cuckoo) is the source of this 1203-nucleotide messenger RNA. It is a transcript of the gene WAS, whose product is annotated as WASP actin nucleation promoting factor. The record is from RefSeq and is a predicted model, not a curated record. The transcript is spliced from 10 exons. The coding region runs from base 1 to 1203 and encodes 400 amino acids. Lineage: Eukaryota; Metazoa; Chordata; Aves; Cuculiformes; Cuculidae.